GCGCAGCUUCCGGUUCCGCCUGUUCUGGCGCACGUAAUCGCCGGGUGCACGUGCAUCCCCGCUGGUUAAGAGUUGCAGGUAGCGGUAGCGAUGGACACUCUGGAUCGAGUUGUAAAGCCCAAAACGAAAAGAGCCAAGAGAUUCCUUGAGAAGAGAGAACCGAAACUCAAUGAAAAUAUUAAAAAUGCCAUGCUGAUUAAAGGGGGAAAUGCAAAUGCAACAGUGACACAAGUACUUAAAGAUGUGUAUGCACUGAAAAAACCAUAUGGUGUGCUAUAUAAAAAGAAAAAUAUUACAAGACCUUUUGAGGAUCAGACAUCACUGGAAUUCUUUUCAAAGAAGUCAGAUUGUUCUUUAUUCAUGUUUGGCUCCCAUAAUAAGAAGCGGCCAAAUAAUCUAGUAAUCGGUCGUAUGUAUGACUACCAUGUGCUGGAUAUGAUUGAAUUAGGUAUUGAGAAUUUUGUCUCUCUAAAAGACAUUAAGAACGGUAAAUGUCCUGAGGGAACAAAACCCAUGCUAAUAUUUGCUGGUGAUGAUUUUGAUGUAACAGAAGAUUAUAGAAGACUAAAAAGUCUUCUUAUUGAUUUCUUCAGAGGCCCCACAGUAUCAAAUAUCCGCCUGGCUGGAUUAGAGUAUGUUCUGCACUUCACCGCACUGAAUGGGAAGAUUUACUUUCGAAGCUAUAAAUUGCUGUUGAAGAAAUCUGGUUGCAGAACACCACGGAUUGAAUUGGAAGAGAUGGGACCCUCAUUGAAUCUGGUUCUGAGGAGGACACACCUGGCAUCAGAUGACCUUUAUAAAUUAUCUAUGAAAAUGCCAAAAGCUCUCAAGCCAAAGAAGAAGAAAAAUAUUUCCCAUGAUACUUUUGGUGCAACUUAUGGAAGGAUUCAUAUGCAAAAGCAAGACCUAAGCAAACUACAAACCAGGAAAAUGAAGGGGUUGAAGAAGCGACCUGCAGAAAGGAUAACAGAAGACCAGGAGAAAAAGUCAAAAAGAAUUAAAAAAAAUUGAUGGAACUUAGCCAGCCACUACUGUUUCAUUGUGUUCUACUUAAAAGAAUUAUCAAGCGUCAAUCCAUUCAGAGUUUCUUAUAAGAUCUUAUUAUAUAUUUUUAUAACAUGAUAAUUUUACGAUAUAUUAUUAUGAACAGUAAUAUACUAGUAUUAAGUGUAAAGUAAGCCUUUUAUUUGAGACAUUACACCCUGGUGUGCCAUUUUCUCUUGUGAUAUCCCCUGCCCUCCACAAAUUCUUCUUUUUCAUUGGGUGGAUGGGUGGGUGAGGAGGGAUCUCCAUAACCAUUGGGAUUUUUUUGAAUUUCUGGCCUUAGCUAAAGAAAGCCACAGGAAGCAGAAAUGACCUGCAGGAGCUGUGUAGACACUCUCCAUAUGAAUUACCUGGAAAGUUAAUCUCCUCUCCCAACAUGGAUCUACAUUCUGAUUUUUAUUUUCUACUUUUAUUUUGCCUGAAAUCCUACUAGUUGACAUUUGAGAUUUUAAGCUUUGUGGCUGAAAAUAUAUAGAUCUCUGAGA
Messenger RNA from Nomascus leucogenys (northern white-cheeked gibbon), 1529 nucleotides. It is a transcript of the gene RPF2, whose product is annotated as ribosome production factor 2 homolog. NCBI's taxonomy places the organism in Eukaryota, Metazoa, Chordata, Mammalia, Primates, Hylobatidae. The record is from RefSeq and is a predicted model, not a curated record. Gene Ontology annotation, cellular component: nucleolus. Gene Ontology annotation, molecular function: rRNA binding. Gene Ontology annotation, biological process: ribosomal large subunit assembly; maturation of LSU-rRNA from tricistronic rRNA transcript (SSU-rRNA, 5.8S rRNA, LSU-rRNA).